Molecule: messenger RNA, 711 nt
Organism: Cyphellophora attinorum
Lineage: Eukaryota; Fungi; Ascomycota; Eurotiomycetes; Chaetothyriales; Cyphellophoraceae
Exons: 1
Coding region: 1-711 (236 amino acids)
Source: RefSeq, a predicted model, not a curated record
AUGCCCUUCAUCAAGUAUGCUGCCCUCCUCUCGGGCCUGCUGCAUCUGAGCACGGCGAUAGUGCCACUCGGACCUUCCCUCAAACUCUUUUCCGAGCUCAGUCCCGCAGAUCAACCCGAUGUCUCGGACCUAGGCAACUUCGUGGGAUCUGAAGUCUUCAUCCAAACAGAUACCCUUGUGCUGAAGCCUGAGGACGGGUUAUCACUGACCUGCGAUACCCACGGAAACUACAGACUGACGCUGAACCCAAAAGACCCCCAUGCGAUCAACUUCGCCAACUAUAUGCAACAAGGUCCGAUUGUGGUUUCAAACGCAUUCAGCAAAAGCUGUCCUUCGCUUUCAACUACAACGGUCUUCGGCGCCAAUGACGACACUCCCGAUGAGUGGAAGAAGCUCGCGGCAGAGAAUCCCGACCUUCAGUAUACCGUACUACAGCCUCUCUACGUCUCGAGAGUCUCAGAAUGCACCAUCAAGUUCACCGCCGCCGUAAAGGACUACCAUAGUAUCUUUGGCGCCAUCAACGACAUGUCGAACCCGGAUCUAGACUGGAUGAAGGCCAAUGUCGAGCCGUGGGAUGAUGUGAUUGCCGCACCUGGCAUAACCAAGCGGUUUCUCCUCACCAGCUUGGUCGUUUCGUCCGCCGUGGGUCAUUUCUUUGGGGCAGCUCUUCUGGGAGGAGCCGCAACGGGUGUGAUUCUGGCGACGCAGUAA